AUGUCUGAGACCUCCUCCAGCAAGGAGAGUUCCCCGCCCGAAUGCCCCGUGUGCUACGAGAAGUUCCAGCCCCUGGAGGCCGCGCACCGGCGGCUCAGCUGCGGCCACACCUUCUGCCACGACUGCCUGGUGAAGUGCCUGCUCUCGGCCAAGCUGGACGGGCACGUCCAGAGCAGCAUCAUCUGCCCCGUGUGCCGCUAUGUCACCUUCCUCAGCAAGAAGGCGGCUCUGUGGCCACCCGGAGCGGGCACCAACCCCCGGGCACUGGAGAUGCCUCUGUCACCGUCCUCCUUGUCCCAUCUCACCAAAGCAGAGGCCAGCAACACCCUGGUGGUACCCAGUCACUUCGUGAUGCCGGUGCAGAGCUUUGCCCGGUGCUGCAGCGCAGGGACAAACCCCGCGGACCCGCUGCCGGCGGCGCUGGCACGGGAAGCCCACAUCUUUGUCAUCAGCGACCACGGGAUGCCUCUGGUGGACACGGACUGCAGCUCCCUGGGGGGGAGGAGCAGGGCAGACGCGGGCAGCUUGGUGUCAUCCAGCUCAGCCCUGGGGGUGAAGUGCUGCCAGUCCCCCAUGGCCCUCGCUGUCCUCCUCAUCCUCACCGUGGCCAUGCUGGCGGCUGUGCUCCCCUGGCUGCUGCUGGUCAAGAGGGACUUGUAG
This is a messenger RNA of Chiroxiphia lanceolata (lance-tailed manakin), 660 nucleotides long. RefSeq names its product ring finger protein 222 (gene RNF222). The transcript has a single exon. The coding region runs from base 1 to 660 and encodes 219 amino acids. NCBI's taxonomy places the organism in Eukaryota, Metazoa, Chordata, Aves, Passeriformes, Pipridae. The record is from RefSeq and is a predicted model, not a curated record.